GUCAAAAGUGAAUUUCCACAACAUCCCCAUUGUGACGAUAGCCAAUUGUAUACCCAUCUAUGUGGUAGAAUUGGGGCCGUCGCUAGAGUAGAGCCUAAGAUCGCUGCGACUAGAAGAUUGACGCUCGUAAACAAAGGUCCACCAUUUGUCCCAUAACCGAGAUAUACUCCUGGACCACGUUAUCAUCGAACAUAUCUGGCGCAGAAACGGAACGAAUGCCACCAGCAGUGUUGCUAGUCGUCGUUGCUGAGAGCGUCGUUCACAAAUGCGCCGUCAUCGUCUGCACGGAGCGUUUCGAACCCAAUACCACCGGUGCCUGCUACAACGGUUGCAGUAACGAAGUCAUAAAGAGCCACUUUAACCCAUUUGGCAGCUGUUUAUCUUCCAAAAGUUUGUGCUCCAGAGACGUAGUUGACACAAGGCAUUAUGGCAUCAACAAACCCAGAAUUGAAUGCGCCGUGUGUCUGAAUCAAAAUUUCCUGGAGACGAGAUGAAGUUGCGCCCGGCUACCAGAGUGAUGCGUGGACAGCUUUGACGGAAAACAGCGCUGCCCAGAUGGUAGACUUCAACUGCCUUAUUGCGAUGUUAUGCGGCUAGAAAUGUGCUUGGUGAUGCUUGGUGGUGAAAAGACAUAAGGAGAUUCCAAAAUCGGUUCUUCGGCAAAUAUGGUAGAUUCGAUAAGAACGAACUUGUUAACAUGGCAUUAGUUCUGCGAAUGCUAACAGCAUUACCAAGAUUCAUUACAAAUGACUCCGAAAUAUUGAAACUUAAAAAAAGCAGCGGAGGUGGAGUCUGGGUGUUCCAACUUUGGGCCUUUCGCACGUUGUGUGAAGACUCAUGGAGUCGGUGCCACACUUCCGGAGACAUUGAACUGCAU
Molecule: messenger RNA, 877 nt
Organism: Hyaloscypha bicolor E
Lineage: Eukaryota; Fungi; Ascomycota; Leotiomycetes; Helotiales; Hyaloscyphaceae
Exons: 1
Coding region: 216-494 (92 amino acids)
Source: RefSeq, a predicted model, not a curated record